GCCUUUUGUGGCGGAUGAAUACAUUGAACGCCUGGCGUGGAGAACACCUGGAGGAGGUUCCAGAGGUGGAGAAGCUUUUGAUCCGAAAAGAUUAUUGGAAGAAUUUGUAAAUCACAUCCAAGAAUUACAGGUAAUGGAUGAAAGGAUUCAGAGAAAGGUGGAAAAACUAGAACAACAAUGCCAGAAGGAAGCAAAGGAGUUUGCCAAGAAAGUACAAGAGCUGCAGAAAAGCAACCAGGUCGCCUUCCAACAUUUCCAAGAACUAGAUGAGCACAUCAGCUAUGUAGCAACUAAGGUCUGUCACCUUGGCGACCAACUGGAGGGGGUAAACACGCCACGGCAACGGGCUGUGGAGGCUCAGAAGCUGAUGAAAUACUUUAAUGAGUUUCUGGAUGGAGAGCUGAAGUCUGAUGUUUUUACAAACUCUGAAAAGAUUAAAGAGGCAGCUGAUAUUAUUCAGAAACUGCAUUUGAUUGCACAGGAACUGCCUUUUGACAGGUUUUCUGAAGUAAAAUCAAAGAUAGCAAGUAAGUACCACGAUUUAGAGUGCCAGCUAAUUCAAGAGUUCACCAGCGCACAGCGGAGAGGUGAAAUCUCCAGAAUGAGAGAAGUAGCAGCAGUUUUGCUUCAUUUUAAGGGCUAUUCCCAUUGCGUUGAUGUGUACAUAAAACAGUGUCAAGAGGGUGCAUUCCUGAGGAAUGAUGUCUUUGAAGAUGCAGCCAUCCUCUGCCAGCGAGUGAAUAAGCAAGUUGGAGAAGUCUUUAGCAAUCCAGAGACUGUGCUAGCCAAACUCAUUCAAAAUAUCUUUGAAGUUAAACUUCAGAGCUUUGUAAAGGACCAGCUAGAGGAACACAGGAAAUCAGAUGCUGAACAGUAUCUUAAGAAUCUCUAUGAUCUAUAUACAAGAACUACUAAUCUGUCGAGCAAAUUGAUGGAGUUUAACUUGGGUACUGAUAAGCAGACUUUCUUGUCUAAGCUUAUCAAAUCCAUUUUCACUUCCUACCUGGAGAAUUACAUUGAGGUGGAAAUCGGUUAUUUGAAAAGUAGGAGUGCCAUGAUUCUGCAACGCUAUUAUGAUUCCAAAAACCACCAGAAGAGGUCCAUUGGCACUGGAGGGAUCCAGAUCCACAAAAGGACUGAAGCAAAAUUAAGUAUUCAAGACCUCAAAGAGAGAAUAAGGCAACGUACAAACUUACCGCUGGGGCCAAGCAUUGACACACAUGGAGAAACUUUCCUGUCGCAAGAAGUGGUGGUUAACCUUUUGCAAGAAACCAAACAAGCUUUUGAAAGAUGUCACAGGCUCUCUGAUCCAUCUGACUUACCCAAGAAUGCCUUCAGAAUUUUUUCUAUGCUUGUAGACUUCUUAUGUACUGAACACAUCGAUUAUGCGUUAGAAACAGGCCUUGCUGGCAUUCCCUCUUCUGAUUCAAAGAAUGCAAAUCUUUAUUUCUUGGAUGUUGUCCACCAGGCCAAUACUAUUUUCCAUUUAUUCGACAAGCAAUUCAAUGAUCAUCUGAUGCCAUUGAUCAGUUCGUCACCUAAAUUAUCUGAAUGCCUUCAGAAGAAAAAGGAUAUCAUAGAACAAAUGGAAGUGAAGCUGGAUAUGGGCAUUGAUAGGACACUGAAUUGUAUGAUCGGACAGAUGAAGCACAUCUUGGCUGCAGAGCAAAAGAAGACAGAUUUUAAACCAGAAGAUGAAAACAAUGUUUUGAUUCAAUAUACUAAUGCUUGUGUUAAAGUCUGUGGCUAUGUUAGAAAGCAGGUGGAAAAGAUUAGAAAUUCCAUGGAUGGUAAGAAUGUGGACACAGUUUUGAUGGAGCUGGGAGUUCGUUUUCAUCGACUUAUCUAUGAACACCUACAGCAAUAUUCCUACAGCUGCAUGGGAGGCAUGUUAGCGAUUUGUGACGUGGCUGAGUAUAGGAAGUGUGCCAAAGACUUCAAGAUUGCGCUGGUGUUACAGCUCUUUGAUACCUUGCAUGCACUUUGCAAUCUUCUGGUUGUAGCCCCGGAUAAUUUAAAGCAAGUUUGCUCAGGAGAACAACUUGCUAAUCUGGACAAGAACAUCCUUCACUCCUUCGUUCAGCUGCGUGUUGAUUAUAGGUCUGCUCGUCUUGCUCGUCACUUCAGCUGAGAGCGUGGAAAGAAAUGUUGUUCCCUUCGGGCAGGCCUCAGAUGUUAGAAAGCACAGGGAGUGACUCCUUACCAAACCUUUGUGGGAUAAGGACUGUUGAGAAUAAAGCAGCAGCCGUAAUUAAAUGUGACUGUGUAGAAGGUAAACACGUAAAAAUCUGAUUAUUUCAUGUAGGCUGAAGUGCUCCCAGUGAAGAAUUUCUCCUACUUGCUACUGAUUUUUU
This is a messenger RNA of Eurypyga helias (sunbittern), 2354 nucleotides long. RefSeq names its product exocyst complex component 5 (gene EXOC5). The record is from RefSeq and is a predicted model, not a curated record. Bases 134 to 2131 code for a protein of 665 amino acids. The transcript is spliced from 18 exons. Gene Ontology annotation, cellular component: exocyst; cytoplasm. NCBI's taxonomy places the organism in Eukaryota, Metazoa, Chordata, Aves, Eurypygiformes, Eurypygidae. Gene Ontology annotation, biological process: Golgi to plasma membrane transport; exocytosis.